GCAGAAGACGAAAACAAUUCAUCAUUCACAACAAUCAAAAACAAAACAAAAAAAUUAUGAUUUAUUUUGAUUUUCAAAACAAAAUGACUUUAAAAAAUUCAUUGAUUUUGUUCUAUAUGUUUACCAUUAUUACAUUUCAAUUAUAUUAUCUACCAAUGGCUAAUGCAUCAUCAUUUAGUUUAACUAGAGAUGAUUGUGCUGAUCUUUAUUCAAUGAUUGGUGCUAUUGGACAACAACAACAACAACAAACAGAAAAUGCAAUCGAUAUAAUUCGUCGUAUAACACAACAUCGAUUAGAUGGUGAUAGUCUUGUACGUCUUUAUGAUCUUUGUUUACGUUCAGAAGAAGGUAUACGUUAUCGACGAUCAUUACGACCAUCAUCAUCAUCAUCAAUUUUACCAUCAUUAUUAUCAACGAAAAAUAAUUGGAAAUUAUUAGAUCGAAAUAAUAUGGGAAAACAACAACAUUUUUCCAUUAUACCAUCAUCAUCAUCAUCAAUCGAUCAUUCGGAUCAAUCAUCAAUCGAAACCGAUGCAUAUAUACCAUUACGAACCAAACAACAACAACAACAUUAACCUAGGAGAAAAUAAACAAACACAAAAUAUCGCAACAUAAAUUAUUUAAAACAUC
Molecule: messenger RNA, 630 nt
Organism: Dermatophagoides pteronyssinus (European house dust mite)
Lineage: Eukaryota; Metazoa; Arthropoda; Arachnida; Sarcoptiformes; Pyroglyphidae
Source: RefSeq, a predicted model, not a curated record